AUGGAAUUGUCGGCGUUUGAGGAUAAUCCCUUUGCGGAGGAUGAGGAGGACGAGACCACACCUUUCGUGGAAGUCGCUUCCAGGAAAAGAGGGCGUGAGGAGGCGGCUGUAGAAGAUCCAACGCGUGAGCGCUCGUCCCAGGAGGCGGCUGUCACUGUCCAGCCUGGUCCCGCGCCAGGCGCAACUCCCGCCAUCGCGACCGUUGCCACGAUUAGCAACGAGGGUACUCAGUUACAGGAGGAGAUGGUUUCGGAGACUAAUGGAGAUACAUCCGGCGUGGGACUUCUUUCGGUGGAGGAUAUCCUUAUGGGAUACGAGGAGCGUCAGGAGGAGGACGAGUUCAAUGCACUAGUUGUGAAGGCAGCGGGUUUGGAAUCGGCGGUGAAGGAGCAGGAGAAACGCCGUAGUGAUGAGCUUGAUCACAUGUCAAAGAAUAAUCGAGAACUACGUGAGACUGUAGAGCUGUUGAGGAAGACUAUUCUACGCAUACUCGAGGAAAUUAAUGGCUUGCAAAAGGCACAUAGUGCAGCGUUUACUGCGUGCCAUACAAGUAAUGAGGCGAUGGAGUUGUUGGGAGAGGUUGAGAGGAAGAACGGGGUUCUUCAGCAGGCCGUCACAAACCUUGCAGAGUGCUUACAUGCUCGGGAUAGUGAAGGAAGCCUCCCCCCCCACCUCAAGGAACGCCUUCUCUCUUGUAUUAUUGGCACACCAUCUGAACUCCCAGAUCUUACGGCGUUUGAUGUAGAGGCAGAAAAACUUCGCUUUGAGCUCUGCAAGGAGGCGAUAGAUAAGCUGCGCACUGAAGGUACGACACAUAUAGCGCUCCCACUUGUAGAGGCGCUGGGGACGAUGCUAAAAGAAGUGAUGUCACGAUAUGACACAAUGUACAAGUCCACAAAGGCCUUGCAAGCGUGUGCGGAGGCGGAAGCAUCCUCGCUGCGUGAGCUGGCGCGGAGCUCGUUAGAGUGGUAUACCCGAUCCGCCAGUCGAGCCCUCGCCGGAAGUAGCGGCACCCAACUGUCUGUACCUACAGAGUUACAGGAGGCAGCAUUAGGCAAUCAACACUUGGAGGCCACACUACAUCACUUGGAGUCUGUGUUACACCAACUGCUUCAGAUGCCAAACGUCAUAGCGGUGUCCAGGCAGAAUGUACCUUCUGUUGCGAUGGCUUCUGCCUUUGUUAUUUGCCAGGAGCUGGAAUCUUACACGGAGACUCUGGGGCAUGAAGUGCUUCAUUUGAGGAAGCUGCUCGCCACAGAUACGGCGACGCUGCAGCAGCUGAGUGAGGCGGGGGAACCUCAAGAAUUAACCACCUCCGUGGCGGAAUCGCGUCACACACCUGUGAAGGGCGGGUGGUUGGUGACGCUAACAAAUAAUUUGUUGGAACGGCUGAGCGCUGCAGACACUCUCAGGCAUGCGUUAAAAGAUUCCGUAGAAAAGAGAGGAGCUCCGGCGGUGGAGCUGCAAAUAGCUUUUUUAAAGAGGUAUGUCGCCAUGCAGGAAACACUACUGCGUCAGCUUUGUACGUUAAACAGUGCACUGCAGGAGAGGGCCCAUAUUGUGAGCGUUAUUCGCGAGGUGGCUUUGCGUGACGGCGAUGACACGGUUAUCAGUGUGUUGGAGGAAAAGAUGCAGCAGGAGCCUGAAAACGAUAUUGCUGCACUUUCCGGGGAGUUUGGACGCAUAUGCACGGAGUCAUUGCGGCAGUUUGCCGUUGAAGCUUCUGAAUUGCUUCGUGAAUACGAGGCACGCGCUUCACAAAGCGCGCUGCAGCUACACGAAGUUCGCAAUUUUUUUUCAGACACAGUUCAUGCACUAGACCGCAUUGUGUACGGCGACACACCAAAAUCGAGGCCCAUUCAAAUACCACUUUCGGAUGCACUGCUGCCGAUAAUGGCAGAGACGAAUGAGACGCCCUUCGAACUAAAGUUGGUCCCCUCCGAGGAUGGGGGCGAAGCCUUUGUGCAGAUGGCCUCCACCUACCAUGACCAAGAGAUGCAGGAGGAGGUUGUUGCCCUCAAUCGACGAAGUUCGGUGCUGAAAGAAUGUUUAAAGUGGUUGUCAAUGCAACCAUAUCACGGCACCGUCUCACGGUUGCGUUCCCUACAGAAGGAAAUUGACGCUGUCAGACAGAAGCUGGCAGAAUUUGUCGAGCAGGAAGCGAAAUGGACUGCGCUGAAGGAGGAGUUGGAGGCGGUCCGCAGGGAAACGUUUGCUGUUCAAGGCGCCACGGCAAAGAUGCGAGACAAAUUAAAUGACCUCCGUGAGCGCCUGCGGGCGAGCCCGUAA
Messenger RNA from Trypanosoma rangeli, 2289 nucleotides. RefSeq lists its product as uncharacterized. The transcript has a single exon. The record is from RefSeq and is a predicted model, not a curated record. Bases 1 to 2289 code for a protein of 762 amino acids. NCBI's taxonomy places the organism in Eukaryota, Euglenozoa, Kinetoplastea, Trypanosomatida, Trypanosomatidae.